AUGCAUCCAUCUUAUAGACCAUUACCUUCACCCGCGACACCUGGUACAUCGUUAACGCAUUAUCCUCACCCUUCAUAUGGAUUUCCAUCUGUACCACUAUCAUCCGCCUCAAGCAGCAUCAUAACAAUGAAUCGUAAUCUGAGUUAUAACGAUCAUAGACACGCGUCAACAGGUUCGAUCCAUAGUAUAAGCCAUAGUCAAACGAAUCAUCCAGAUUAUAGUGAUUCAGAAUCAGAAGGUGAGGGUGGUACAAAGUUAGAGAAAGAUAAACUGGAGAUUCGUCGUGAGAAGAACAGAGUAAAACAGAGAAAUCUACGUCUACGUCGGGCGAAUCACAUUGCCGAUCUAGAGAAGAACCUGACAACGCUUAAAACUGAACAUUCCUCUUUACAGACUUCAAUCGGUCAUCUUCAACAACAUCAAGUCAAUUUACAAGGAUGGAUACACGAUUUGGAGACAGCUCUAUUCGCCAAUGGACUAGCAGGUGAAGUUGAAACUAUACGUCGAAUAUGGACUGAAAGAAAUGAUCUUCUUGAUAGAGGAGUAUCAGCUGCGAAAUCAUCGCAUGGUGUCACAUUCGGUUCUGGGCCUAGCUCUGGACACGUUCACAGUCAACCACAACCAGAAACACAAUCACAACCACAACGACCCCAACCUCACCCUCAAGUACAGGUCCAAUUGCCUACUCCUACUGGACAAGAUCAACAAUCGAGAGAUCCUUUGACGACAUUAGCAAGAGCAGCCUCUUCCGUACCGGCACCGCCAGGUCUAGGAUCAAGUUCAGCUUAUAAUGAAGGUAGAAUGAUUCAUCCGCCUACAUCAGUAUCGGAUGGUAGACCUACCUUACCACGGCCAUCAUCCUUCUCGAUGCCAGGCUCGGGCUCAGGUUCAGCUUCAGGUUCGGGAUCUGGGUCAUCAGUACCGACUAGUUCAAGAUCAUUCGAGAAUCCUUAUCCCACUCCUGAAAUCGGUUGGGGAUCACAAAUGAGUGAAUGGAUGCAACCUCCAGACUCGAUAGAGAAGAAACGAAAACGUGAACGUGAUUCGCACCAUUCAUCUUCAGAUUAUCAUCGACCUUUAUCAUCUUCAUCAUCAGCUUCAAUGAGACCUGGUUCAUCAUCAAAUCGACCUGGAUUGCAUCCUAUGUCAGGUAGAUUAUCGGAAUCGAAUAUACAUACUUUAGCACCCAUACAAUCGUAUAGACAAACAUCACCUAUCUCAAAUAAUUCCAGACCGUUAUCUGCACCUUAUCAAUCUCAUACCCCAACAUCACGUACUGCGCAAUCGUCAAUAUCAGCUCAAGGUGGUGUUGGAUCAUCGACCACUGGAAAUGUAUCCCCACGAUCGAUCAGGAUUUCCGAUUUGGUUUCGCCAAGACCUUCUCAAGUGGAACUUGUCCUUCCAAGUCUGUCCACUUCUAUAAGCGGAAGUGAUUUUGCUCGAGGGUCAUUGUCAGAGCUGAAAAGAGAUGUUGAGAGGAGAAGUUCAAGAGAAGGUGGCUGGAGUAGAUCCAACUCAAUAAGUGGUUUUGCCCCAAUAAGCGAGAUAUCGCAUGGUAACGGAACGAUCCUUCCACCGCUGAGGUAUUAUCAGCAAGAUGAAGAUAUGUCGAUUACUCGCAGACCCAGCGAAGAUCAAGAUUAUUUCAACAAGAAGCAAAGGGAGAUAUCACCCAAAACAAGGGUAUCACUUUCGCCGACCGCGAUAGGAAGUAGAUCUCCUCUGUUGAAAGUCAAAGAACAAUCUUUGUUGGAUGGGAAACUACCGAAAUCUGCAUAG
Kwoniella shivajii is the source of this 1779-nucleotide messenger RNA. RefSeq lists its product as uncharacterized. The record is from RefSeq and is a predicted model, not a curated record. Gene Ontology annotation, molecular function: DNA-binding transcription factor activity. Lineage: Eukaryota; Fungi; Basidiomycota; Tremellomycetes; Tremellales; Cryptococcaceae. Gene Ontology annotation, biological process: regulation of DNA-templated transcription. Bases 1 to 1779 code for a protein of 592 amino acids. The transcript is spliced from 3 exons.